This is a messenger RNA of Xyrauchen texanus (razorback sucker), 2093 nucleotides long. RefSeq names its product immunoglobulin kappa light chain-like. The record is from RefSeq and is a predicted model, not a curated record. Lineage: Eukaryota; Metazoa; Chordata; Actinopteri; Cypriniformes; Catostomidae. The transcript has 9 exons. Bases 142 to 1080 code for a protein of 312 amino acids.
CAGAGAGAGAUUUUCUUCUUCUUGCAGGCUAUUUUCAGUCAAACAAAGGUGCAUUGAGUGGAGUUUGACAUUAAGAUUGCAUUAUUUUGCUUCUAAAUGCCUAUGUAAUAGAGGUGCAUAGGAUUCUUUUAAGGUGAUGACAUGGGUACUGUGCAGUGCUGUUGGAUGCUGUUAUUGUUUUGCAUUUCUGCUUUACACACUACACUCUCAUUUAUUGUGACUCAAUCACCUGGGCUCAUUAAUGUCUCCGUGGGUCAUAGUAUUGAAUUAAGAUGUAUAUUUGACCAGACAGUUCGGUACUGUUAUUCCUCAGCUUUUUGGUACAAAGUGAACCCAAGGACUGGUGAACUCACAUUCUUGAGGUUUCAGCCAAAUACCUUUAUGAACAAUGUAAAAACUUGCAUUGUAUCUAUCAAAGAGGCAACUCUGAAAGAUUCAGGCUUGUACUAUUGCAUUAGCCAUCAAAAUUCAUUGACUGUCGUCGGCAAUGGAACCAAAGUGAUCGUUACAGAUCGUCCUACACCUAAAAUAUCCAUCCUAUACUCGCCACAAGAAACCAACAUUUCACCCGUACCACUGCAGUGUGUUGUGACUGGAGUUGUCCCAUCUCAGGUCCAGGUGUUCUGGAUGAUUGGUCAGAAAGAGCACACAGGAUGGACCGAGUCAGCCUGGACAAACGCCACUGAUUCAGCCACAGAAUACACACGUGCUCAUCUUUCUGUCCCUGCUGAUGAGUGGACUAGAGAUGAUGAAAUUCAGUGCAUUGUUAAAUAUAAUGGCGAGAACAUCUCCAAAACUCUGAUGAGAUGGGAAUCUGAACAGAUAUGCUCCUGGAUUAUGUACGGCGGCUUUGGGGCAGUAGUCCUUACCGUGGUUGUAACUGCCAUUAUCUCUCUGUAUUUAUACCAAGAGAUGCAUGCGACAAAGACGUGCAAAGGACUCAUAAGAAAAGAUGCUCAUCGCAAAAUUCUGAACAAUGAUAAACAGAGCACACUGAGAGCAGACAGUUCAUCUGUCAUGUAUUCCACCGUGGAGCCAUGCAUCAGUGUGGAAAAGCGUGCAAAUCAAUUAAAAGAGUGAUGGGUGUCAGUGCAUGGACAAGUUAGAGCAUGUCACAAAUGAUUAAAAUCAAACUUAAGAAAUAAAGCAUAAUAUAUUCCAAUACAUUUAUGUAAUAAAAGUUUUAUAUUACAAUGAGAUCAUUUUUUCAUGUUUUUAGAAUGUUCAAUCUCAUGAAUAUUGAUUACUCAAUGUUUUCCUGUUUGUAUCUCUGUUUAGCUCAUGUCUAAUUUUGUUAUGAAUUAAUUUCCUAAUUUUGGGGUUAUUACUGCCACUCUGUAGGCCAUCACGUACUUCUCAAAUCAUUUUCUGGAGUUCUUUAUUUGCCUGUGUGUCAAUUUAUAUAAAUGGUUUAUAUACUCACCUCCAUGUUGGUCCUAAAAACCAACACAAAAGGAGAUGUUAGCAAGAAUGCUACUCUCAGUCACCAUUCAUUCACACCAUUUCAUUGUAUGGAGAAAAUUAAGGAUACAAUAAAUGUGACUGAAGCUCAGUCGGUAACAUUCUGCCUAAUAUCGCUUUUUGUGUUCCACAGAAGAAUGAAAACAUGACUGAACCCAGUUAUACCUAAUUACAGCCCCAACUUUUACAUUUAUUCAUUUAGCAGACACUUUUAUCCAAAGCAACGGACAAAAUGUGGAAGGACACAACAUAAGCGAUUCAUCUUAAGGAGCUAGUAGGGCUAAAAGUGUUGCAUUACAAAGUUUCUAUUGCACCUCACUUCUGUUUUGACAGGUGGAGAUACAAUUUUGCACAUUUGAAUUUGAUCCCAGUUAGAUUUGUGCAAAACACAACUGCACAACUUUCUCACUUUGCUAAAUACUUAUUUAAAAAACAUCAAAAAAUCUCUGGAGCAGUGGCCCAUUAUACAAUGAUUUCUUUGACUGUAUACACUUAAGAAAAUAUGACAUAAGACAUAAGAUUGCGUACAUAUGCAUAUACCUAUUUUGUGAAGGGUUGAAAAACCACAGUGCAUGCCAACAGGAAAGCAUAUGGCCAACUUGCUGCAGCCUUUUUACUCUCACUUGAGUGCU